ACCUGGCUCCGUCUAGAACUACGUACCAUGGAGGACCGCUACGCAGGCCAGGAUGAUGAGCACGUCUCCAAACAUUCUGCGAGCUACUCAGUUAUCAACGCUGCCUAAUAUACAGAGGAAAGUCGCUGUAUUUUCCAAAGGUGCAGGAAUGAAACAAAGAUACUUCAGCGUAGGGGAUUUCACGAGGGGAAUUGGAGAAGACGCUCAUGUUUGAUAGAUAUCGCUUACGUAAUAUCGCAUUGCUUUUAUGGGCGUUCAGCGGAAAUCCCACCUUCGCCAUCGCCGUUGACAACGACCGGACAGAGCUCACUGCUGUCCUCCACGUCCUCCUCUUUAUUCAGGAGCCCUCAACGUCGUCUCCAACAUCCUUGAAUGUGCUGAACACUUGCUUUCUUUACAUAUUUGCUAAUCCCUUCUAAUCGUUGGUGCUUGUGGCUACCAUGAACGCAACCCGGUAUGACCACCCUCCACAUUCACGACUACAGGGGCCGACCACGACAGGAUGGUCCGUCUACGAUGCGUAUGAUGAGAAGCAGCAUCAUGUGUCUACAAACGCCAGCUGGCUGGCAAGGUCACACAGUACUUUACCCCUCAAUUACCGCGACCAUGAGAAGCAUCGCUCAUGGAUAGACGUCGACCCUACUUCUCCUCUUGCCCCUGCGAUGCGACGUCUUACCCACCUCCGAAAAUCCAUAUUGCGCAAGCUAUCGUCUGCGGAUGGCUUUUUUGGCUCAAGACGUGGGGGUCUUACAACCUCAGGGUCGUCAUCGAAUUGGGUAGUACCAUCAGGAGAUACUAUCCGUUUCAUUCUCCUCUGCAGCUUAUGGUACAUGUCAUCUGCGCUCUCAUCUAAUACUGGAAAAGUCAUCCUAAACCAAUUCCGCUACCCCAUUACUCUCACAUUCGUACAAUUUGGGUUCGUGGCGGCAUAUUGUCUGUUGUUCAUGAGCCCUGUUGUUCGGUUCUCCACCCUCCGAAGACCCACAAAGUCUAUUCUUCAGAGUACAUUUCCGAUGGGGUGUUUCCAAGUCGGCGGUCACAUUUUCUCCAGUAUGGCUAUCUCACGGAUCCCCGUCAGCACGGUGCACACUAUCAAGGCUCUGUCACCACUAUUCACAGUAGCUGCGUAUGCACUGUUAUUUGGCGUCAGUUAUUCGGGAAAGACCUACUUUUCCUUGAUUCCCCUCACCAUCGGUGUCAUGUUGGCUUGCAGCUCUGCCAUGUCUGCGUCGAAUUCUAUAGGACUUCUGUGCGCUUUCGGUUCCGCCGUCGUUUUCGUGUCAUCCAAUAUCUUCUUCAAGAAGCUUAUGCCGUCCAACUCGAAUUCAAGCUCCGGUUCAAGUCACAAACUUGACAAACUGAAUCUGCUGUUCUAUAGCAGUGGUAUGGCGUUCCUCUUAAUGGUGCCCAUCUGGAUGUACACGGACCUGCCGUCAUUGAUGUACCAUACUCACAUGCACGUCGACGACCAUCACACCCAUCCCGUGCUAUCCACUUUCAAUCAUUUCGUCAUCAAUGGAUCUGUGCACUUCUUGCAAAACGUACUGGCUUUCGUACUACUUGCCCGGACAUCACCCGUAACAUACAGCAUCGCCUCGCUCAUUAAGCGUGUCGCGGUGAUCUGUAUUGCUGUUGUGUGGUUCAAGCAACGGGUGCAUCUGAUCCAGGGGCUGGGUAUCGGCCUCACAUUCGUUGGCUUAUGGUGUUAUCAUGGGGCGAAGGCAGAUGUCGAAAAGGGGGAGAAGAAGGUUAGGAGAGUUGAGAAUGCUCGAGAAGGCAUGCUACCUAGUACGAAGAAUGAAAUCGAAAGUGAAACCGAGGAACGGGAGAAGGUUCAGGUACAGAGUACGAGUAUCCCAGUUUCGUUGAUAUACUCUCGACCACGGGCGAACUCAGCAAUGCACCACCAUGUUGCACCUCCGCCCCCGCCAUCGUUCGUACACUCACCUGCAAAUGCGUAUGCGCGCCCGCCUCCUCCCUCUCGUCAUGCUUCAACCUAUUCUCAAACGCACCCGCAUAUGAAUCCUAAUCUACAAGUCCACAUUGCUCCUCACGAAUCGCAUCAUGUUCCUGUGAUAGUGAAGCCAGAGAUCCCACCUUCUACGACGUCUCCCAUAGAUUCUUAUCCCUCUCCACCUCCGUCAGACGCUUCUCCGCCCUCUAGUCCGGAGCUUGAAGGUCAGGAACGGUUAAUAACGGCCGCGAAGUCCGGUGAUAAGACGAGACGAGCGACCAUUGCUGGACAUACCUCUCAUGGACCUUAUGCUCAUGGACAUAAACGGAUGGGGAGUGCAGUAAGAACGGAGAUCGCUGUUGUCGCGUGAGAUCCCAGAAAGGAUGUAUUUAUCUCUAUUUCCAUUGUUGCUGCACGUAUUCACUGGACCUUGCAUUUAGUAUGUAAGAGUUCCCUUGGUGCGUUUUCGCAGUUGCAAAAUCUACGAGGCAAGACAUGCGUCUCGGACAUUCGUGCUUAUGGAUCUUGUUUGUGUUAAUUUCUCCUCACGUGUUGGAAGCGUCAGCACAUUUCUUGACGAUGUACCAUUCUUCACUGUGUUCUUUACCUUCCUCCUUAAUUUCUUUUUUUCGCAUCUUCUUUCAUCGACUUUGAACGAUCUUACCAUAUGAACUCUUGCACAAGUAUCAUCUGUAGACGUUUCUUGCAAAAUACACUACGCUACCAAUACCCGUUCAUUCGUUUCUAGAACUCCGUAAACGUGCGGUGAAUCCUCAAGCUUCAAGGCCUGAAGUCAUAUAGCCGAUAUAAGUACCAGAAUUCUC
This is a messenger RNA of Somion occarium, 2778 nucleotides long. Lineage: Eukaryota; Fungi; Basidiomycota; Agaricomycetes; Polyporales; Cerrenaceae. The record is from the annotation of a GenBank genome assembly.